GAGCGGCAGAAAAAAGCCAAGUUGCCCGAGAGCAGCGAUGGCUCCAAGGACUCGGACAGCUCUGCCGGGCGCCGGGGCAGCGCCAGCCGGAAGCACGGGCGCUGGCGGGGACGGCCGGCCGUGCCAGACUCCUCCAGUCAGAGGAACCUGACGGAGCUGCGUGGGGAGGCCCAGCUGGCCAUCUUCCAGCAGGGCGACACGGGCAGCGUGGAGGGGGCUCCCCAGCCCACUGAGAACAGCUUCACCCCCAAGUGCGAAAUCACGGGCAAAGAUGCCCUCUCGGCGCUGGCCCGGGCCAGCAGCAAGCAGUGCCAACAGGAGAUCGCCAACGUGGUGUGCCUGCACCGGGCCGGCAGCCUCAUGCCCCAGUCUGUGCCUCGCCACUGCCAGCUCUCAGGCAAGGUCAGCCCUGUCAUCCAGUGGGACGAGAGCCGGCUGCAGCAGGUGCCCCCCAGCCAGCCCGUGCGCAUCGCCUACAUGCUGGUUGUGCACGGCAGGGCCAUUCGCCAGCUGAAGCGGCUCAUCAAGGCCGUGUACCACCAGCAGCACUUCUUCUACAUCCACGUCGACAAGCGCUCUAACUACCUCCAUCGCGAGGCGGUGGAGCUGGCCCGGCACUACCCCAACAUCCGUGUGACGCCCUGGCGCAUGGUGACCAUCUGGGGAGGUGCCAGCCUGCUGAAGAUGUACCUGCGGAGCAUGAAGGACCUGCUGGAGCUGGCCGAGUGGCCCUGGGACUUCUUCAUCAACCUGAGCGCCACUGACUACCCCACCAGGACCAACGAGGAGCUGGUGAUGUUCCUAUCCAAGUACCGAGAUAAGAACUUCCUGAAGUCCCAUGGCCGAGACAACGCCAGGUUUAUCAAGAAGCAGGGCCUGGACCGCCUGUUCCACGAGUGCGACUCCCACAUGUGGCGGCUGGGCGAGCGCCACAUCCCCGAGGGCAUCGUGGUGGACGGCGGCUCCGACUGGUUCUCGCUGACGCGCAGCUUCGUGGAGUACGUGGUCUAUGCCGACGACCAACUGGUGUCCCAGUUGCGCCAGUUCUACACCUACACGCUCCUGCCAGCCGAGUCCUUCUUCCACACGGUGCUGGAGAACAGUCACGCCUGCGAGACGCUGGUCGAUAACAACCUCCGAGUGACCAACUGGAACCGGAAGCUGGGCUGUAAGUGCCAAUAUAAACACAUAGUCGACUGGUGUGGGUGCUCCCCAAAUGACUUCAAACCCCAGGACUUCCUCCGGCUACAGCAACUCUCCAGACCCACCUUCUUUGCCCGCAAGUUUGAGUCGACGGUGAAUCAGGAGGUGCUGGAGAUCCUGGACACGCACCUCUACGGCAGCUAUCCCCCCAGCACGCCGGCCCUGAAGGCGUACUGGGAGAACGUCUACGACCGUGUCGACGGGCUCAGCGGCCUCAGUGAUGUCACCCUCACCUUCUACACGGCCUUCUCCAGGCUGGGGCUCCGCAAAGCCGCGGCCACACCGGCAGCAAAGGCCAGCCAGCUCUGCAGAUUUGAACCACGGGGCUUCCCAUCCAGCGUUCACUUAUAUUUCUAUGACGACCGUUUCCAGGGUUACCUGGUGAUGCAGGAAGUGCAGAAUUUGGCAACUGGGCAGGCAGAGUCCCUGGAGGUGUGGAUGAUGCCCCAAGGAGCUCUGAAGCUGGCGGGUCAUGGAGGGCAGGCAAACCGCUUACAAAACCUUGAGGUGGGCACAGAGUGGGACCCCAAGGAAAGACUCUUCCGCAAUUUUGGAGGCUUGAUGGGGCCUUUUGACGAGCCGGUGGCCAUGCAGAAGUGGUCGCGGGGCCCCAACCUGACAGCCACGGUGGUGUGGAUCGACCCCACCUACGUCAUUGCUGCCUCCUACGACAUCUCGGUGGACGCUGAGGCAGAGUUCACCCAGUACAAGCCCCCCCUCAAUCGGCCCCUGCGCCCCGGCGUCUGGACCAUCCGCCUCCUCCAGUUCUGGGAGCCCCUGGGGGAGAACCAGUUCCUGGUGGUGCCCCAGACCUUCAACCGCAAGCAGCCUCUCAGGAAAGACGACAGCACCUGGCUGCACGGCGGGCCCCCGCGCAACGAGUACAUGGAGCAGAGCUUCCAGGGCCUGGGGGGGAUCCUCAACCUGCCGCGCUCCGAGGAGGCAGAGGAGGACGCGGGGCGGAAGGCGCAGCUGACGGGCCAGGAGCUG
Leptosomus discolor (cuckoo roller) is the source of this 2193-nucleotide messenger RNA. The record is from RefSeq and is a predicted model, not a curated record. Lineage: Eukaryota; Metazoa; Chordata; Aves; Leptosomiformes; Leptosomidae.